AACGUUUUUUUUUUUUUUUGUUUCAUAAAAUUAACUAUGGCCAUUGAAUUUGGAAUUAAUCUUUUCUUUCCUCUAAUCCCUUUUCUUCUGCCUUUUCUAUUAUGUCAUUUAAUCUUUAAACACUUGAAACCUAAAAAUCCACCACUUCCUCCUGGUCCAUAUCCCUGGCCAAUCUUAGGCAACAUUCUUCAAAUAGGGAAAAAACCCCAUCUAGCUCUAACCCGUUUUGCUAAUAUAUAUGGGCCUCUUUUUUCACUUAAACUUGGAACCCAGAUUGUAAUUGUAGGAUCAUCAGAAGCAGCUGCCAUGGAGAUUCUGAAAACCCAUGAUAAAAUUUUAUCAGGAAGAUAUAUUCCUCAUGUGGCUCCAACAAAUAAAAGUCCAGAACUUAAAAAUCUUUCACUUGGAUGGACUUUGGAGUGCAAUGAUAAAUGGAAGUAUCUUCGUACCAUAUGUAAAAGUGAGCUUUUCUCUGCUAAAGCAUUGGAGGCUCAACAAUGUAAAAGAGAAGAAAAGGUAAUGGAAAUGAUUGGUUUUAUUAAGGAAAUGGAAGGGAAGGAAGUGAAAGUUAGAGAAGUAGCUAUGGUUACUGUUUUUAAUAUGUUAAGUAGUAUUAUGGUGUCAAAGGAUCUUAUGAGCUUGGAUAAACAAGAAAAUGGAGAUGGAGAAAUGGGUUUGCUUCUUGAAAAAAUAUUAGAGUUGGCUUCUACACCUAACAUUUCUGAUCUAUAUCCAAUCUUGGGAAGAUUUGAUUUACAAGGAUUGCAAAAGAAAAUUAUGGAAUUGCAUGGGAGGUUUUUCGAGAUUUGUGAAGGAAUUGUUGAAGAAAGAAGAGAAGAGAAAAGAAGAGGAUCAAUUCUUGGUUCAAAUCAAAGAGACUUUAUUGAUACUCUCAUUGAUAAUGGUUCCAGCAAUGACCAAAUCAAUGUUCUGCUUGUGGAGCUCCUAUCUGCUAGCACAGACACAAGUAGCACAACCAUUGAAUGGACAAUGGCAGAACUGAUAAGGAAUCCAGAAUGCAUGAAGAAAGUUAAAGAAGAAAUCACAAAGAAACUAACUCAACAAAUAAUCACAAUAAAAGAAUCUCAUAUACCACAAUUACCAUAUCUUCAAGCUUGUGUUAAAGAAACCCUAAGAUUGCACCCUCCAGGACCAUUUCUUCUUCCUCAUAGAGCCACUGAUACAUGCCAACUCAUGAACUAUACAAUUCCAAAGAACUCCCAAGUGUUGGUAAAUUUUUGGGCAAUUGGAAGAGAUCCCACGAAUUGGGAAAAUCCAUCAGUGUUUAAUCCAGAAAGGUUUCUUGAUUUAAACUUGGAUUUUAAAGGCAAUGAUUUUGGGUUUAUACCUUUUGGGUCUGGAAGGAGAAUUUGCCCUGGUCUUCCAAUGGCUGCAAAGCAGGUUCCACUGAUAAUUGCUUCUUUGGUUCAUUUCUUUAAUUGGUCUCUCCCAAAUGGAAAAGAUUUUACUGAUUUAAAUAUGGCUGAGAAUUUUGGUUUAACUUUGAGGAUUGAACAACCAUUAAUUCUCAUUCCCAAAAUUAAAGGAUGAGAGAGAGGUAAGUCCAGACAAUAAGUUUCCCUUAGCUUGUAUGUUAAUGCUAUUUCCUUUCUUUUAAGUUAUUGUAAUAAUCUUUUUUCUUUAUGACUAUUAUACAGUUUGUAAGUUUAUAUUUACUCUUCCACCUUAAUUCCUAUCUCGAGGCAGAGUAAUUAUAACUCCAGUUCUGUAGAAAUAGAUUUGAAGCAUAAUUUUUUU
Messenger RNA from Jatropha curcas, 1758 nucleotides. Its product is annotated as (S)-N-methylcoclaurine 3'-hydroxylase isozyme 1. Gene Ontology annotation, molecular function: monooxygenase activity; iron ion binding; heme binding. Lineage: Eukaryota; Viridiplantae; Streptophyta; Magnoliopsida; Malpighiales; Euphorbiaceae. The record is from RefSeq and is a predicted model, not a curated record.